AUGGCGAAAAUCACAACAGUCCGGUAUUACCGCGUGAAGCCUCGCUGGCUCAUGGUCAAGAUCACCGACGAGGAUGGUGAGUACGGCUGGGGCGAGGCCACGCUGGAAGGACACGAUCUAGCUGUCGAGGGAAGCCUCGAGGAGAUGAUUCCCAGGAUAGUUGGCCUGGAAGCAAACAACAUCGAGCACAUCUGGCAAACGUUCUGGAGACACGGCUUCUACCGAGGAGGCCCGGUGUUCAUGUCAGCAAUGUCCGGUAUCGACAUCGCAUUGUGGGAUUUGAAAGGACGCAAGUUGAAGGUACCCAUCUAUGAGCUGCUGGGCGGCCAAGUGCGCGACAAGGUGCAGGUGUACUGCUGGAUCGGCGGCGACAGGCCAUCAGACGUCGAAGCAGCGGCCAAGAAGCGUAUCGAGCAGGGCCUGACGUGCGUCAAGAUGAACGCAACCGAGGACAUGAACUGGGUCGACUCGCCCAAGGUCCUCAAGGCCACGGUCGAGCGCAUCAAGCAGGUCAAGGCCCUCGGCCUCGACGUCGGCCUCGACUUCCACGGCCGGCUGCACAAGGCCAUGGCCAAGCAGCUCGCGCGCGCCCUGGAGCCCCACGAGCCGCUCUUCAUCGAGGAGCCGCUGCUGUGCGAGCACCCGGAGGCCAUCAAGCAGCUGGCGAACCAGACGACGAUCCCCAUCGCCUUUGGCGAGCGGCUGUACACGAGGUGGGACAUCAAGCGGUUCCUCGAGGACGCGAGCGUCGACAUCCUGCAGCCGGACAUCGCGCACGCCGGGGGGAUCUCCGAGACGAAGCGGAUCGCCACCAUGGCCGAGGCCUACGACGUGGCCAUCGCGCCGCACUGCCCGCUCGGCCCCGUCGCGUUCGCGGCGAGCGUGCAGGUCGCGCUGUCGUCGCCCAACUUCUCCAUUCUCGAGAUGAGCCUGGGCAUGCACUACAACACCGAGGCCGGUGACAUUGAUCUGUUGACGUACCUGAAGAACCCCGGCGUGUUUGACAUCGAAGGGGGCUACGUCAGGGCGCCGACGGGGUACGGGCUGGGCAUCGAGAUCGACGAGGACAUGGUUGUGAAGAUCUCCAAGGAGACGAAGCCGUGGCAGUGCAAGGUAUUCCACGGCCCUGAUGGGAGCAUCCGGGAGUGGUAG
Colletotrichum higginsianum IMI 349063 is the source of this 1152-nucleotide messenger RNA. Its product is annotated as Mandelate racemase muconate lactonizing enzyme family protein. The record is from RefSeq and is a predicted model, not a curated record. Gene Ontology annotation, biological process: amino acid catabolic process; D-galactonate catabolic process. NCBI's taxonomy places the organism in Eukaryota, Fungi, Ascomycota, Sordariomycetes, Glomerellales, Glomerellaceae. The coding region runs from base 1 to 1152 and encodes 383 amino acids. The transcript has 4 exons. Gene Ontology annotation, molecular function: galactonate dehydratase activity.